CGUUUCUAUCACAGCAGUUUUAAUGUUUGAUUCCCAAAUAGCUCUAGUCCAUUCCCGAGUACUUUGUCAGGUGACAUUCGGGGGGAGGGUUUUAAAAAGACGGGUAGCCAUUUUUGCUGUCCGGCAUAGUUCUGAAAAACACACUGUACGAACGCUGUGACAUUUCUCGCACAGAAAUAAUUGAAAAGACUAAAAUUCUGGACGUUAGCGGUUGAUGUCUUCGGAUGCUGUUUAACUUCGAAACGUGGAAUAGAGAGUGGAUGUGGAAAACACUAAAAUGACUGAUACUUUGGUGUCUUAGCAUCUGUUGUUAUGGAUCUAUACUUCUGAAAAGGGGGACUUGGCUAUCAAAGCCCUUUUAUGCUUGCAGCAUCACUGACUACUUCACCGAAUGAUUAUUUUAAUCUUCAAGAACACAUUAAUGGAAAAAGAACAAAGAACCUGAAGUUAUCUGAAGUGGUUUUGUUUGUAGUUUUUUUCUUUUUGGGGGCGGAAGGAAUAGGAAGGAGAGCCAGUUGUGCUUAUCCUUGGCGAACUCGUAAAUAGGAAAGCAUCUUCCUUUGGAACAACCAUCAAGUUGGACAUUUGGACUGUUUUGAAAAAAAAAAACAAUGAGUACCGCUAGAACGGAGAACCAAGUGAUUCUGGGCUUGUCCAAUCAGAAUGGCCAGCUUCGAGGCCCAGCGAAUAGCAAGCCGGCAGGUGUCCCAGGAGGAGGGAGUAGUCCUCAGCCACCAGCAAGCCAAGUCAAGGCCACCAGCACAAUCAACAAUGGUGGAUCCCAGCCAGCAGCACCAACAAACGCAGUCAUCAAACCUGGAGAUGACUGGAAGAAGAACCUUAAGCUCCCUCCAAAAGACAUGAGAAUGAGAACUUCGGAUGUGACCGCAACCAAGGGUAAUGAAUUUGAGGAUUACUGUUUGAAACGCGAACUUCUCAUGGGGAUCUUCGAGAUGGGCUGGGAGAAACCAUCUCCUAUUCAGGAGGAGAGCAUUCCUAUUGCUCUGUCAGGGAGGGACAUUCUAGCCAGAGCAAAGAACGGCACUGGGAAGAGCGGCGCCUACCUCAUCCCCUUACUUGAACGCAUUGACCUGAAGAGGGACUGCAUACAAGCUGUGGUCAUCGUUCCCACUCGAGAGCUGGCCCUGCAGGUGAGUCAGAUCUGCAUCCAGGUCAGCAAACACAUGGGCGGAGUCAAGGUCAUGGCAACUACUGGGGGCACCAAUCUCCGUGACGACAUCAUGCGGCUCGAUGAAACGGUACAUGUAGUCAUUGCCACACCAGGAAGGAUCUUGGACCUCAUCAAGAAAGGGGUGGCCAAAGUCGGCCAAGUGCAGAUGAUUGUGUUGGAUGAGGCGGAUAAGCUAUUGUCCCAAGACUUUGUCCUGAUGAUGGAGGAAAUUCUGAGCUUCCUGGCCAAGCAGAGGCAAAUCCUGCUGUAUUCUGCAACCUUUCCAAUUAGUGUGCAGAAGUUCAUGAACUCCCAUCUGCAGAAGCCUUAUGAGAUCAACCUCAUGGAGGAGCUGACAUUGAAGGGUGUGACUCAGUAUUAUGCCUACGUCACUGAGAGGCAGAAAGUCCAUUGUCUUAAUACCCUCUUCUCUCGACUCCAGAUCAACCAGUCCAUAAUCUUCUGCAAUUCAUCUCAGAGAGUGGAGCUCCUGGCCAAGAAGAUCUCUCAACUUGGCUACUCCUGUUUCUACAUUCACGCAAAGAUGAGACAGGAGCACCGCAACCGUGUGUUCCAUGACUUCAGAAAUGGUCUCUGCCGAAACCUUGUCUGCACUGAUCUCUUCACCAGAGGAAUUGACAUCCAAGCUGUGAAUGUGGUGAUUAACUUUGACUUCCCCAAGCUUGGAGAGACGUACCUGCAUCGCAUUGGCCGAUCUGGGCGCUUUGGACAUUUGGGUCUGGCCAUCAAUCUCAUAACGUACGACGAUCGCUUCAACCUGAAGGGGAUCGAGGAGCAGCUGGGAACCGAGAUCAAGCCCAUCCCUAGCAGCAUCGACAAGAGCCUCUACGUGGCCGAGUACCACAGCGAGAGCGGAGAGGAGCUCAAGCUGUAGAGGUCAUCAAUCCCAUACUUUCCCUUUAACUUACCCCUGUCCCCAUCCCCCAUACUCCCACAGUGCAGUGGGUUCUCUUUCCUUUUUUUCCCUUUCCCC
Molecule: messenger RNA, 2165 nt
Organism: Engraulis encrasicolus (European anchovy)
Lineage: Eukaryota; Metazoa; Chordata; Actinopteri; Clupeiformes; Engraulidae
Gene: ddx6
Product: DEAD (Asp-Glu-Ala-Asp) box helicase 6
Exons: 14
Coding region: 612-2066 (484 amino acids)
Biological process (GO): P-body assembly; negative regulation of translation; cytoplasmic stress granule assembly
Cellular component (GO): P-body; cytoplasmic stress granule
Molecular function (GO): ATP binding; RNA helicase activity; mRNA binding
Source: RefSeq, a predicted model, not a curated record